Molecule: messenger RNA, 4257 nt
Organism: Colletotrichum gloeosporioides
Lineage: Eukaryota; Fungi; Ascomycota; Sordariomycetes; Glomerellales; Glomerellaceae
Product: Subtilisin-like protease SBT1.7
Exons: 6
Coding region: 1-4257 (1418 amino acids)
Biological process (GO): DNA-templated transcription; proteolysis
Molecular function (GO): zinc ion binding; DNA binding; serine-type endopeptidase activity
Source: RefSeq, a predicted model, not a curated record
AUGGCGAGAACUUCUUGGCUGCUGCUCCUGAGCUCCCUCCUCACAGGGAUUGCUUCAGGGGCUGAACUGAAGAAAACGUACAUCGUCACGAUGCGCGACACACAGGCAAGCGGCCUCCUCCGCAGGUCUCUCAUCGAUACUUCUUUACAAUCUGUCUCCGCCGACCCUGCUGCGGUCAUCUACACCUAUGAACACACCAUCAAUGGGUACGCAGCAAAAAUCACCGAUGAUCAGGCCAACGCAUUGAGGGCACAGCCAGAUGUUCUCUCUGUUAGACCGGACAAGGUCUAUCACCUCCAUACGAGUCGUACUCCUGCGUUUCUAGGACUGCUUGACUCUGAAGCUCUGCUUGGUCGCAGCCCCGGCGUCGACACGGGCAUGUACCUCGACGCGCGUGACGACGUGAACGGCACAAGCGCCGAGUCAAACUUGGUCGUCGGCAUCUUUGACACUGGGGUUUGGCCUGAAAACCCAAGCUACAAGGACGAUGGCAUGCCUCCCGUUCCUUCUCACUGGAAGGGCGAAUGCGAAACUGGCCCAGACUUCCCGGCCACAAGCUGCAACAAGAAGCUUGUGGGCGCCAGAGCCUUCUAUAAGGGAUACGUUGCCGCUGUCACCAACGGAACUGGAGCUUUUAACUGGACUGGAGAAUCUCAGUCUCCUAGGGAUGACGACGGUCACGGAACACAUACUUCCACUACCUCUGCUGGUAAUGAAGUCCCCAACGCAAGCUUGUUUGGACAAGCCUCCGGUACAGCUCGUGGCAUGGCUAAGGAUGCACGCAUCGCCAUGUAUAAGGUUUGCUGGAAGGAGGGUUGCUUCGAUUCCGAUAUUCUCUCGGCCUUCGACCAAGCGAUCGCGGAUGGAGUGAAUGUCAUGUCUUUGUCGCUGGGCCCCGACCAGCCAAGCUUCAACGAGGAGGAGGGUAUCGUGGUUGGCAGCUACGCAGCCAUGAAGAAGGGAAUCUUUGUUGCCGUGUCGGCUGGAAACAGCGGCCCAGGACCCGGGACCGUCACGAACCUUGCCCCGUGGGUUUUGAACGUCGCCGCCAGCACGCUGGACCGUGACUUCCCUGCCCACAUCACACUCGGCAACGGCAAGAACUACACCGGCUUUUCUCUUUACAGCAACGGAUCAGUGACAGACAUCACGCCGUUAGCCGACGGAGAGGUGCUUCCUCUGGUUCACGGUAGUCAAGCGGGCAAAGGAAACGCCACAACAGCAUCGCUCUGCCUUGCGGGCAGCCUUGAUCCUGCCAAGGUGGCCGGCAAGGCCGUUGUCUGCGUCAGGGGCCAAAACGGAAGGACAGAGAAGGGCGGCGUCGUCAAGUCUGCUGGAGGUCGUGCGAUGGUACUUGUUAACUCCGAAACCGAUGGCGAUGGUACCAUUGCUGAUGCCCAUAUUCUUCCUGCUCUGCACCUUGGCUACUCAGACGGAUCUGAAGUUGAAGCCUACGCAAAGACGGGCAAUGGGACGGCAGUGAUCGACUUUGAAGGUACCAGAUUGGGUGUUCCGGCUCCUCUCAUGGCAUCUUUCAGCUCUAGAGGCCCCAACGUUGUGGUCCCCGGACUUCUCAAGCCGGAUAUCACUGGCCCAGGCGUCUCCAUCCUGGCUGGGUGGUCUGGCACCGGUCCGACCGGACUUGACAUUGACACAAGAAAGAUUGACUGGAACGUGAUUUCCGGUACAAGUAUGAGUUGCCCGCAUUUGUCUGGGAUUGCGACUUUCAUUCUUGCCCGGCGCCCUGAAUGGAGCCCUGCAGCUAUCCGGUCAGCCAUCAUGACUACUGCAUACACCACGACGAAGGGCACUCAGUCUCCUCUUUUGGACUCUGCUAACGACAAGGCGGCCUCUGUCUUCGAUUAUGGAAACGGCCACGUUGACCCCGUCGCAGCUCUGAACCCUGGCCUCAUAUACGACAUUUCUCCGGAUGACUACCUUGACUUUCUCUGCGCGGUCAACAGCACAUCUGCCUUUACCAGCGGCAUCACAAGAAGCAACUUUACCUGCGCCUCCAAUCAAACAUACAGCGUCUACGACCUUAAUUAUCCUUCUUUCUCUGCGCUUUACGAUAGUUCUACGAACGGGUCGUAUACUGCCACGUUCAAGCGCACCGUCACCAACGUCGGAGGUGCUGGUACUUACAAGGUUGACAUCUCUCUCACUGACCCCGCACUGGUCAAGGUUGCUGUCACCCCUGAGACUCUCACUUUCAGCGAGGCGGGCGAGAAGCAGAGCUUCGUAGUUUCCGCAACAUUGGGUUCAUCACCCGGUGCCGAUGCUAAAUCUCAAGGGAGGCUUGUCUGGUCUGACGGGACACAUGUGGUCGGAAGUUCGAUGGCUUUCAUUUGGGGUCGUCUGGCCAUUGGUAAGUCAAGUCCCCUGGAACGCCGAUUUUUAGUGCAUGCGAAUGCUCAACAGCCGCUAGCAUGUCUCGUGGAAGAUUCCUCCACCAAGCGGCACCUCCCACGGAAUUACGUUGAGACUUUAGAGGAGCGCAUUCAGCUUCUGGAAGGCAUGCUGCAGCAGCAAGAUCAAUCGUCUUCUGUGUCUGGGUUACCUUCCGCAUCUGUCAUCUCUGAGCAGUCUACGGAUACUCCGAGCGGUAAUCAGGGUGACCAGGAUGAUGCUGCUGAUCUUGUUUCCAAGGCAGGCAUCUUGAGUCUACAUGCUUCCGGUGCCGAACCACAAUACCUCGGUUCGUCGUCGAUGUUUUCGUUCUCCCGGAUAAUUCAUGCCUGCGUACGUCAGGUCGCACAGAGCAACCCUAAUGACCAUUUCGACUUGCACACGGGUGAGAUGAACUCAUCAGUAUCACCGUGCCGGCUACCACGAUAUGAAGUGGGACUGCUAUUGAGCAAUGCUUAUUUUGACAACGUUCAUUUGCAAUACCCAUUCCUGCAUGAACCUACGUUUAGACAGUGGGAGAGAAACGCGGCGGGACUAGGGUCAAAGUCUCCAACCCCAAGCGAGCUGUUUUUCGUCAACAUGGUUUACGCUAUUGGCGCGUUGUUGAAGUCGAAUCCCAAAUUGCUGUCACAGCAACUCUAUGCCUCAGCGCUAUUGCACUUGGAAAGUGUACUCUCACAGAAAACCCUUGAAUCCAUUCAGGCUUUGCUAUGCUGUGCACUAUUCUCUAUCAGGUCAGCUACUGGCCCGUCAGUGUGGAAUCUUUCGGGACUUGCUCUUCGCCAGUGCAUUGAACUUGGCUAUCACCGCAACGUCAAGAGGUUUCAUCUUCGGACCAACCUUCUGCGUUUAGAGUUGCGAAAGCGAGCCUUCUGGUGCGCGUAUCAGAUGGACUGCGCUGCCUCCGUAAAUCUUGGCCUCCCUCUCACUCUUCCGAUCCAAGAGGUGGAUGCCGAACUUCCUCUUGAUAUCGAUGAUUCUGCGAUAAGCGAAACAGAAGUCCAAGGGUCGCCAAGAACCUCACCAACGGGUCCUCCAACCACCGUCUCCCAUGCGCUUCACCAGUUUGACAUCAGAUGCAUUUGGGCGCGCAUCUAUGCUGUUUUCUACUCCAAUGUCUCGAUCGAAAACUCGGAUAAAGAGAAGCACCAACGCCAAGUGCAGACGUUUCGCAGAGAGCUCGAUGAUUGGAUGGCACGGACGCCUCCAGAGCCGCGUCGAGCAGCUGUUCCACUGACCGUGUUCUCCAACAUGGAAGACUACAAGUUGACCUACUACGAAACUAUUCUCUUUCUAUAUCGCGGCCAGCUGACUGAUAAAAAGGAUCAGGAAGACGAUGUCUUCCUGGAGUGUGCUCAAGCAGCUGCAAGUAUCUGCCAAGGCUGCAAACGCCUGUACAUUGGAAAACCGAUCAAUUACACGUGGUCAACGCUACACCUUCUCUUUUUGGCGGGUUUAACCUACAUGCACUGCCUUUGGACCUCUUCAGCCGUUCGAAGAUCAGUUAGAGUCGACAACGUUAGCACCAUCUUCACGACUUGUACAAUGCUCUUGGCCAUCAUGGCGGAACGCUGGGAGGCUGCAGCACCAUACCGAAACCUGUUUGAAGCGCUGUCUGCUAGAACCAUGGCAAUGGUGGUAGAUCGGAAUCAAGUCGACAGACCAGUCUUUCAGCCAUCCUCUUUGGACUCCAACGAACCGAAUAUGGAAGACAUGACAAAUUGGGCGUCUCAAAUUGCCGAUGACAAUAUGCCUGAUGCAUUCGGGAGCCUUCUAAGUGGAAUCAUGGGUGACUUCGGCACAGAAGAGGAAGCAAGCGGGUUUUAUGAUAGUCUCUGGAACUUUUGA